AAGAUCAUUUCCGCCCUACUUUCAAAACUACGGCAGUCUUCUCCGGCCGAAGUAGAAAGUUCAAACACACACACACACACACACACACACACACACAGCGUUUCUCCUCUCCGGCGAAACUGAGCUCAAACUCCUCGAAUGGCUUUCUUUAACAAAGCUGGGAACAUUAUUCGGCAGGCUGUUAGCAAGCAACACAUCAAUCAUGAAAUAUCUGCAUCCAAGCCUUCAAUUUUUCAACUUAUUAGAUGCAUGUCUUCUUCAAAACUUUUUGUGGGAGGAAUCUCUUGGAACACGAAUGACCACACUCUCCAAGAAGCUUUCAGCAAGUAUGGAGAAGUCGUUGAAGCAAGAGUCAUUUAUGAUCGCGAAUCUGGAAGAUCUAGGGGAUUUGGCUUUGUUACUUUCAAUAGUGCUGAGGAUGCCAGCGCUGCUAUCCAGGCUUUGGACCAACAGGAGCUUGAUGGUCGUAGAAUUAGGGUGAAUGUAGCGAACGACAGGACAAGAGGAUAUGGAGGUGGUGGUGGAUUUGGUGGUGGUGGUAAUUAUGGAUCUGGUGGUUAUGGUGGAGGUGGUGGUGGUAAUUAUGGUGGUGGUGGUAAUUAUGGAUCUGGUGGUUAUGGUGGUGGUGGUAAUUAUGGAUCUGGUGGUGGUGGCGGCGGUAAUUAUGGAUCUGGUGGUUAUGGUGGUGGCGGCGGUGGUAAUUAUGGAGCUGGGGGUAAUUAUGGUUCCUCUGGUUAUGGUGGCACUGCAGGUGGUGUUGAUGCAAACAUUGCUAGCAAUUAUGGAAGCGGAGAAAACAGUUCUGACUUUGGGACAAGUGGCGGUGCGAACAACUUUUCAAGUGGUGACAGCUAUGCCAGUGGAAACACCGAAGCCGCGAGCAACAACUUCACUAGCAGCUUUGGCAACAAUGAUCAACUUGGCAACGACGCCACCAGCAACCAAGCUGAAACUGUUGAUGUUGAUAGCCCUGUUGAUGCAGGUGAAGAUUACAGAGAUGACAACAACGGCGAAUCCAGUGAAUAUGCAGACAGAAGAGCCUAAAGCAUUUGCUUCCGAAUGCUAUUUGAUAAAAAAGAAAAAUCGAUGGAAGACGGACACAUCUCUUCCUUCCGUUGUUUAGCAGUUCAUCUCUUUCAUAGUGUCUACUUUCGACUUCCGUUUUCUGUUAUGGAAUUGAGAUUUUGCUUUUAUUUAACCUCGAAUUUGGAUGCUUAAAUUGGCAGUAUAAGAGCCAACUUUGUGUUUGCUAAUUAAAAGUACUCCACACCUUUAGCUGUUUGAAA
Messenger RNA from Capsicum annuum, 1286 nucleotides. RefSeq names its product glycine-rich RNA-binding protein 2, mitochondrial. Gene Ontology annotation, molecular function: RNA binding. The record is from RefSeq and is a predicted model, not a curated record. Bases 139 to 1044 code for a protein of 301 amino acids. Lineage: Eukaryota; Viridiplantae; Streptophyta; Magnoliopsida; Solanales; Solanaceae. The transcript is spliced from 5 exons.